AUCAAAACCCAAACAGAGUGAGACUGUGAGAGAGAAGAACAAACAAGGCAUGGCAAAGAGUACGGUUACGGACGACCUCAGCACCGCGCUCGCCGAGCAAUGCCGAAUGCUCAUGGCGGCGAAAACCCUAGACUCGGACCUCGACAUGGCAUAUCAGCUCCAAAUAGAAGAAGCCAUGAAAGCCUCCAUCGCUCUUCAACCUUCAGGCUCACGCUGUCCACCACCACCACAGCCCAACGACGCCGUAUCAUCUCCCGACGACAACGUUUUGGACGUCGCCGCGACGCUUAUGCUGCAAGACGCGGAGAGGUACGUGCAGGAGCUGGAGGACCGAGAGAGAAGCGAGGCGGAGAUGAAGAAAAUGAUGGAAGAUCUGGACCUUCGGAUCCACGAUCAGAAGUUCGCGGCCUACAUCCUCAACAUCCCCGACAACGAGUGGAAAGCCUACGGGGACAAUUACGACAGUCCGUACCGUUCCGACGCUUCGUCAUCGACUUCGACUCCGUCUUCUUCGUCGACUGUUUUUGUUGACACCGAGUGUUUCAGGUUGUACUCCAAGGGGUUGGUGAGCGAAGAGAGCGUCAGGGACAUGAAGGUCACCGUGGCCGGAGCUGGGGUCGCGAUUUGCGAUCCGAGCGAUAAUCUGAUCUUGGAGGUGAGGAAGAAUCUGGAGGCGUUCGUGGAUGGUCAAGUCGUGACCAAUGAAGUUGCCGAGCUGAAGGCUCUGAUUGAAGGGCUUAAUAAAGCUCUCGGCUUGAAUUUGAAAAGGCUCACCUUUUUCUGCGAUGACCGUAUGCUUUACCAAUAUGUUACAGGUAGAGCACCAGCACAACAGAGCAAGAUUGCGACAUUAGUCAAUCAGGUGGCUCUUCUUCAGAGAAAAUUUACACAUUGCAACCCAUCCCUUGUGGCACAUAAUGAUAUUAAGUUUGCAUUUAAAUCUGCAAGAGAUGCUAUAAUUUCUCAAAUUGCCUGGCCUGACGAAACUAGCGAUGGCAAGAGUUUGAAGGAGACAUGUGUAAUUUGCUUUGAAGAUACAGAUGUUGACAAGAUGUUUUCAGUUGAUGGUUGCCUGCACAGGUUUUGCUUUUCAUGUAUGAAAAAGCAUGUGGAGGCCAAGGUUCUUGACGGGAUGGUGGCAAAGUGUCCUCAUGAUGGCUGUAAGUCCGAGGUGAAUAUUGAUAGCUGUGGGAAAUUCUUGGCACCGAAAUUGGUUGAUGUCUGGAGCCAACGCAUGAAGGAAUCUUCUAUUCCCAUUACAGAGAAAGUUUAUUGCCCACAUCCCAGGUGCUCAGCACUAAUGUCAAAAAGUGAGGUUUUGAAAUAUACUAAGACCACACAUGUUGCUGCUGAAGAAUAUGGAUUCAGGAAGUGCAUGAAAUGUCAUUACUUUUUCUGUAUCAAUUGCAAAGUCCCUUGGCAUUUUAAUAUGACCUGCAAUGAUUACAAAAGAUCAAAUCCUUAUUCCCAAUCAGAAGAUGCAAAGCUCAAGUCUCUUGUAAAGGCAAAAAAUUGGUCCCAAUGUGUGAAGUGCAGCAACGUAGUUGAACUAGCCGAAGGUUGCUACCACAUCACUUGCAGAUGUGGAUAUGAGUUUUGCUACACUUGUGGUGCUGAGUGGAAGAACAAGAAAGCAACGUGUUCCUGUCCAAUCUGGGAUGAGCGUAACAUUAUACGUAGAUGAUGAUUAGGAGUAUAAUGACACUUGGUACAGAUUGACUGAGAUCAUGAUGAGUCUAUAUUUGUUUCUCUCCCCCUUGUUUUGGUUUUGCUUUUGGAAAAAGAACAGCAAAAUAUAUUGCAUCUGCUAAUGCUGCAAAGAUCAAAGUGUGUAUGCUUAAAAAGGAUUGUUGGUGAUAUUAGGCCACAGUUUCUUACAUUUUUGUUGAAUGUUAGCUUUGAUAACACUACAGAUUGACUGAGAUGGUUAUCAAUCUAAAUCUGUUUCUCUCUC
Molecule: messenger RNA, 1954 nt
Organism: Alnus glutinosa
Lineage: Eukaryota; Viridiplantae; Streptophyta; Magnoliopsida; Fagales; Betulaceae
Product: E3 ubiquitin-protein ligase RSL1-like
Exons: 3
Coding region: 50-1684 (544 amino acids)
Biological process (GO): protein polyubiquitination; ubiquitin-dependent protein catabolic process; positive regulation of proteasomal ubiquitin-dependent protein catabolic process
Cellular component (GO): cytoplasm; ubiquitin ligase complex
Molecular function (GO): nucleic acid binding; ubiquitin conjugating enzyme binding; RNA-DNA hybrid ribonuclease activity
Source: RefSeq, a predicted model, not a curated record